Lucilia cuprina (Australian sheep blowfly) is the source of this 1715-nucleotide messenger RNA. RefSeq names its product zinc finger protein 675-like. Gene Ontology annotation, molecular function: DNA-binding transcription factor activity; zinc ion binding; RNA polymerase II cis-regulatory region sequence-specific DNA binding. Lineage: Eukaryota; Metazoa; Arthropoda; Insecta; Diptera; Calliphoridae. The transcript is spliced from 4 exons. Gene Ontology annotation, biological process: regulation of transcription by RNA polymerase II. The record is from RefSeq and is a predicted model, not a curated record. Bases 69 to 1715 code for a protein of 548 amino acids. Gene Ontology annotation, cellular component: nucleus.
CAUAAAAAUACUAAAAUUAUAAAAUCGACCAAAAACUUUUUACAUACAAUUAAAUAAGUUCCAAAAAUAUGUCUCAAACUACAAAAACAAUAAACCAUGAAUGUCGCACCUGCUUUAAUGCGACCAAAGGUUGGAUUCCACUUUCAGCAAAGACACGAGAUUAUAAGAAACGUUUAAAAUCCUAUGCUGAACUUUUACAGGAUAUUACUAAUAUUAAUAUCAUGGAUAACAAAUCUGUGGAAUUACCACAAAUUAUUUGUGGUAAAUGUUCACGUCGCCUAAAAUCUGCCCAUAAUUUCAUACAACAAGCUGCUGAGGUCAAUGAACAACUUAAUGUUAUGUUAAAUGACCAAAAAUUUCAAUGUUUGCAAGAAACACAAAUCGAUGUGGAAACUUGUAUGGAAAUAAAAGAGGAACCAGAACUGACAAAGGCAAAUUUGGAAUGUUUAGAAGAGACUCCAAUCGAUUUAGAACCUUGUAUAGAAAUUAAGAUUGAAAAUGAAGCGAAUGAAAAAAGAAAGGAAACAUUUGAUUGUUCGAAGAAAAAACAAAUUCUUGGGAAAGUUGUCGUUGAAGUGUAUUCGGAAGAAGAAUGCAAGCGACAAGGGGUAAAACAGUGUAAUUCGAAUGAGACCAACAAAUUGGAAAAAAAAUCACAAAGAGCAGAAACAAUAAACGAAUCCGAUGUGGAAUCUCAGCAAUCUAAAGACUCUGAAUGGCAAGAAGAUAAUAUAAAAUUUAACAGAAAAAAGGUGCAAAAAGGUAUAAUAAAACCAAACGAAGAGCAAGACCCUGCAAAAAAGAACAACGAAUAUACAGAUGAUAUAGCUGUACCCUGUGAUAAAUGUAAUAAAAUUUUUAAAAAUUCCAAACUAUUGGCAGUACACCAAAGAAUAAGUCAUAUACCGGAAGAGAAAAAAUGCACAUGUAAGUUGUGUGGCAAUAAAUUUACUCGUUAUUGCAAUAUGUAUAAACAUAUGCGUACGUUUCAUGGUCCCGAAACGGUAACUUUAAUAAGCAAACGUCCGGAAGAGGAUUACAUAUAUAAAUGUGAUAAAUGUCACAAAAAAUAUUCACGAAAAAAGAGUUUAAUCUAUCACACAAAAUUAAAACAUUCUUUAAAUAAAGUUGAAGAAAAAACUGAAAGUAAUACAAAUAACAACAAAUCAUUGAAGUCAAUGGAUAAAGGAUCCUUAUGUCCCAUAUGUGGCAGUUCAUUUACUAGUAAAACUCAACUAACCGUACAUCUUAGACGUCAUACGGGUGAAAGGCCUUUUAAAUGUGAUUUAUGUGAACGCGCUUUUCUACUCGUAACACAACUCAAUAGUCAUAAACGUCUACAUACCGGUGAAAAACCCUAUAAGUGUCAGGUGUGUGAGAAAACUUUUCGAGUUUCCGAUGAUCUACGUCAACAUAUGCGUACGCAUACCAAUGAGAGACCUCAUAAAUGUUUGCAAUGUGAACGUAGUUUUAAACAUACACAGGAUUUAAAAAUUCACUUACGUUCGCAUACCGGUGAACGACCGUAUGUUUGUGCAGUUUGUGGUGAUAGUUUUCAACGUUAUAAUACAUUGAGAGCACAUCGUUUAAGAAUGGGCCAUGUGGAGCAUUUAAGAGAUAACAAUAGUAAAAAAAAUAUUGUAAAUAAUAAAAUUGUUGCCAUGACUUUAAAGCACUCACAUUUGUUGACAAAUAAUUAUUUUACGUAUUUGUAA